Molecule: messenger RNA, 1710 nt
Organism: Zingiber officinale
Lineage: Eukaryota; Viridiplantae; Streptophyta; Magnoliopsida; Zingiberales; Zingiberaceae
Product: RNA-binding protein L-like
Exons: 7
Coding region: 125-1435 (436 amino acids)
Cellular component (GO): cytosol
Molecular function (GO): mRNA binding
Source: RefSeq, a predicted model, not a curated record
UCGUCACCUCCAAAUACUGUUAAGGGUUUAUCCCUAUUGCGUUCUUCUUCGAUCGACGUGUACACUCCUGCGCCCGAUUUCGUCGCCUGAUUUCGCGAUCGUUGAGCCUUUCUGUUGAGCAAAGAUGAUGCAGCCGGCUGCUGGUAUGGUUCAGGCCCCUCCCAUGGCACCAGCCACCAUGGAACAGCAGCAGCAGCAGCCUCCCCAGCCGUGGAUGAUGAUGCCUCCUCCGCCGCCUCCCCAAGCUCAGUACUACCAGACUGGCCCUGCGCCGCCUAUGUGGAGCCAGCAGCCGUCCCAGGUCCCUCCGCCUGUGCCGCAGCCGCAGUACCAGCCCCCGGUUCCGUUUCCGCCUCCCCAGAUUCAGUACCAGGCGGCGCCAGCUCCUCCACCGGCCCAGGCUUUGGCUCCACAAUCUGCUUCGGCUGAUGAGAUACGCACGCUUUGGAUCGGUGACUUGCAGUACUGGAUGGAUGAGAGCUACAUCUACAGUUGCUUUGUUCAAACCGGAGAAGUGGUUUCUGUUAAAUUAAUCCGCAAUAGGCAUACUGGGCAUUCUGAAGGUUUUGGUUUUAUUGAGUUUGUAACUCGUGUUGCUGCAGAUCGAGUUCUUCAAAUAUAUAAUGGUCAAGGGAUGCCAAACUCAGAACAAGUUUUCAGAUUGAAUUGGGCAACAUGUGGAGCAGGUGAGAAACGAAAUGAUGGCAUAAAAUACACGAUUUUUGUCGGGGAUUUGGCUGCAGAUGUGACUGAUUAUUUAUUACAAGAGACAUUCAAGAAGCACUACACAUCUGUGAAAGGUGCUAAAGUUGUCACUGAUAGAUUGACGGGGCAUUCCAAAGGCUAUGGCUUUGUUAAGUUUGGUGAUCCAAAUGAGCAAACAAGAGCCAUGACGGAAAUGAAUGGUGUUUACUGUUCAACCAGGGCCAUGAGAAUUGGUCCAGCUGCAAAUAAGAAAAAUCUGGGGACCCAACAACAAUUAUCUACAAAUGUUUCAUACCAUGCUACACCAAAUACUGAGUCUGACAAUGAUCCAAAUAAUACCACUUUAUUUGUUGGCGGGCUGGAUUCAAAUGUCACAGAUGAUCUAUUGCACCAUACUUUUGGUCUAUAUGGAGAGAUUCUGUAUGUUAAAAUACCUGUUGGCAAGCGUUGUGGCUUUGUUCAAUUUGCUAACAGAACUAGUGCUGAGGAAGCCUUGAAGAUGCUAAGUGGGACGUCAUUGGGUGGACAAAACAUCCGGCUUUCAUGGGGUCGCACUCCAACAAAUAAACAGCCACAGCAAGAUCCCAACCAGUGGAAUGGCAGCUACUACGGCUACAACCAAGGAUACGAAGGCUAUGGAUAUGCUGCUCCUCAAGAUCCUAAUAUGUAUGCUUAUGCAGCAUAUCCAGGAUAUAGUAACUAUCAGCAACAACCGCCUCCUCAGGCAUGAACAACACAAAUGAUGAUGGCGGUGUUGCGCCAUUGAGAUCUGAAGAUGAAGCUUUGGGCAUUCAGUAGUUUGGCUUGUUUCUGUUUGUACCAAUUCCAUUAGUAAUUAGUAGGUUGGUUCUUGCAGUAUAAUUCUUGCGAUAGAUGUUAAGUGAACAUGAAUGACCUGAUAACAGUGAUAUAAUUUGUGCUAGUUUUAAUGAAUUGUGAUGUCAGAGAUUCUGUUUAACUGCUUGAUUCCAGUGCAGUGAUUGAGCCAUCUUUUAUUUUCUUUAA